UUCCGGACAGUCAAACCGAGCAUAGAUGAUAUGAAUAUCGCGAGCAUCGCCUGGGGAGUUUCCCUGGUCUUUCUCUGGUGUAUCCAACUUCAGGCCCUCAUCCAAAUCAUCAUCAACCGAAUAGCCAUCCUCAUGGUCGUUCGACAGAACGCGAGAAAGCUCAAGAUCGGCGCAUUCAUCAUCAUCCUCUUUGUCAACAUUAGCGUGUUUUGCAUCUGGAUCCCAGCUCGUCUGGGGAUCAACAAGACCUGGAAGGACAUCAACAACGUCUGGGACCGCAUCGAAAAGGUCAUCUUUUUGCUCGUCGAUGCCGGUCUUAACCUGUACUUUAUUCACCUGGUGCGGUCGCGGCUUAUUGCGAAUGGCCUUACCAAGUAUGGGAGGCUGUUUCGCUUUAACUUGGGCAUGAUUGCCGUAUCCAUGACGAUGGAUGUCCUUCUCAUUGCCAUGAUGUCUCUUCCCAACGACAUUGUAUACGUCCAAUUUCACCCCCUUGCAUACCUCGUCAAGCUCCAUAUCGAGAUGAACAUGGCCGACCUCAUAACAAAGGUGGUCAAGGCCAGCAACCCCUCAGGCUAUCCCGACUACUCGGGCUCUCGCUCCCGCACGACACAGCAGGGCAAGAGCUCAGGGCGCGGAGUCACGGGCAAGCACACGGCGUCCAUGUUCGCCGGCGGGAACACGACAUACAUCGAAGCCGGGGCCGAAGACAUUGAGCUGCCAACACGAAACGAGCACGGAAUCCAAAAGACCGUGAGGACUGAGGUGGUUGUCAAGCCGUCGCGACAAUCACAGUACGACGACCCAGACAUGGCGAGCGAGUCAAGUUCCACGAGGCAACUCAAGAGGGAGCACUUUCCGGUAUGA
Messenger RNA from Fusarium vanettenii 77-13-4, 867 nucleotides. RefSeq lists its product as uncharacterized. The record is from RefSeq and is a predicted model, not a curated record. The transcript has 4 exons. Lineage: Eukaryota; Fungi; Ascomycota; Sordariomycetes; Hypocreales; Nectriaceae. The annotation marks the transcript as partial.